AUGCCAUCGAUCAAUCUCAGCGGCAUGCCGUCGCUAAGACGGCAACACCUUCUGGCUGAAUUCUCCGGCCUCAAGCAGGCAUGUCCGGAAGGCAUCUUUGUCAGUCUCACACCGGGCGAAGUCACAUUAUGGUCUGGUGCCAUGUUCAUCAGGAGAGGGCCCUAUGAAAACGCCAUCCUACGAUUUCAGAUCUCUUUCCCAGACACCUAUCCACGCCUGCCGCCCCUUGUCACAUUUUCCUCAGACAUGUUCCAUCCACUCAUUGCUCCUCUCACCACCUACAUGUACACAACCGACAUUCAGGACAAUGGCACCGUCAGUGCCACUGACGACGAACGUCUCCCGCCCGGGGGCUUCUCGCUCCGCCACGGCUUUCCCGGCUGGUUCGGGAGGAGGGGCCGUAGCAACACCACCAGCGCCAGACAGGUCAGCGGCGGGCAGCAACCUCCAGCCACGCCGGCCAAGGGUGGCAGCAGCAGCGCCAUUACAACCCCAGACUCAAGAGCUACCGCAGGCCCCACUACUGCGAGCGGCAGCAGCAUAUCAACCUACGAGGUCCUGCAGUACAUUCGCAGCACGUUCGACGAUGAAGCCGUGCUUGACUCAGUACCGCUGGAGGCUGCGGGGAACCCUGGAGCCUGGCACGCGUGGCGUACUCGUCAGCGGCAGAGGGGAAAGCUGAGCGACAGCGCCGCUCCCCCUGCCAAUGCUUCUGUGCCCAAGGUAGACAGCGAAAACACAGAGGCCGAGCCUGAAGCAGAAGGGUGUGAGAAGGCUGACGAAAAGGAGGAACCGCCGGCCAAGGAAGGAGUAGAGGUCGCUGCUGCAACUGUGCCGCCAUCAGCACCGACCAUGUCAUCGAGAGAUCCGGGGCAGUGGAACUGGGCUGGCGUUUGGGAGGACAGGGUUAAGAAAGGAAUCGCUGCUUCGCUUUCUGAGCCGGUCUUGUACGGCGGAGCAGCUGCCGGAGAUGAUUUACCGGCGCCGCUUCGAGUGAUCAAGCGCCAGUCAAGACGGAUUCGAGGAAGCGAUUCUACCAGCGAGUAUGGCAGCAUGCGCUCCCGUCGAACCAGCGGGCAGACUGAGGAGAGCACUGGAAGCGCUCCGGGGCUAUCGGGCUGGGAUCGUCCUUUGACCGUGAGGAAGAAGCGACAAUCCGUUUUCUCGCCGUCCUACUCGCCGAGCCCUUCAAUCCAAGCUCUUCGGCCAGAGCGUUCUUACAUGAUGCUUCCGCGCAUGAGGGAACGAAACUCUUCCAAUAUUCAUUCCAACGGCGACACGCCAAGUCUGAAGUACCCCUCGCCCAUCAAAGAGAUGCCGGAUUCAGUGCUCCCCGAUAGGAUGGACGGAUAUCGUUCCCCAGCGCUGCAUUCUUCCUACGACAAACAUGGAAGUGUUUCGCAAUCUCCAUAUCCCAUGGACUAUAGCAAUGCGUAUCAUGCGCCCAUCUAUCAGGAUGCUUAUGUGCUCGUGCCGCAUAUAUCGAUAACACCCGAGGCUCGAACUUGGGAUAACAGCGGUGACGUGCUGUGGACUGCGAUCGAGAUCACCGGCCAAGUUCGCCAGUCGUCGAACUCGCAGCCUGCAUUUUCGCAACAUGCGGGCUGCGAAGGUAUUGCCAUCCCAGGUAGAACACUUUACGCUGGCUCAACUAUUCUCAUUCUUGCCCACAUUCGCCUCAAGUCACAGCCCGCGAGCAUAGUGUCUUCAAUAUCUGCUUCUCGCCAGCAAUCAGACGACCUCAUGGAUGACCUCGAGUUUCACCUCGACAGCUCCGUGAGGGACCACCUCUCAAUCAGUCUCACGUACGCCCAUACGGCUUUCCCCCAACACUCUCGCUUGUCAGCAUCGUUUGACAGAACCGGCAUCACAUCUGUUCACACCCGCAUGGGAACCACGGCAACCGCUUCGCUGAAGCGCCAUGCCCAUCGCUCGUCGUGGAGUUCGCACCCGGUUCUGACCCCAAACCCCCUCUUCAACAUUAUCACGGCCAACUGGCCGCCAGACCGCGCCGCCAAUGCCAUUAAUCGCAUGCUCACUUGCCGUGCAGCGAUACAGUGCUCCGACCCUCAUAGACAGUGCAGCUUCCAAAAUGGGUGUCUUCCUGACGGUAGUCACAGCCCGAGCCCACCGGCCGAGUUGUGUAACGGACGAAAGACGGCACCGCCUGGCCAGAUGCGGAUUCCACGUCGCGAAACCAGCUUGACGAAGAACGCGCCGGGCGGACGGCCGGAGCAGACGCGAGUCUUGUGGCCCAAUGUGCGCAGGCCGUCCAGGGAGGACACUGAUGGUGGUGCGCAGUUGGCCGGCGGGGAACAGGACUCGUCGUCGGCCGAUGCGGCGUGGCCUUCGGAUCUGACUCUUCGAAAUCGGGCGUCGAUGGCUGGGAAUACUGUUGCGACAAGCUCACCAAGUGCGGUUUUGGCUUCAGCUCCGUCUGCGGGAGGUUAUACGGAGAACCAGAGUUGUCGGGAGUCAGCGAAGGGCGUGAAGGCCCGCAAAGGAGGGCAGACGCUGGCGAGAAGGGGCAGUGAGAGAGGGAGGAAUGACGGUGGGCGGUGGAACUGGUCGAACUGGUGGUGA
Verticillium dahliae VdLs.17 is the source of this 2583-nucleotide messenger RNA. RefSeq lists its product as uncharacterized. The transcript is spliced from 5 exons. The record is from RefSeq and is a predicted model, not a curated record. NCBI's taxonomy places the organism in Eukaryota, Fungi, Ascomycota, Sordariomycetes, Glomerellales, Plectosphaerellaceae. The coding region runs from base 1 to 2583 and encodes 860 amino acids.